This is a messenger RNA of Argentina anserina (silverweed cinquefoil), 1725 nucleotides long. RefSeq names its product BTB/POZ domain-containing protein At3g22104-like. The coding region runs from base 199 to 1725 and encodes 508 amino acids. Gene Ontology annotation, molecular function: protein binding. The transcript is spliced from 3 exons. The record is from RefSeq and is a predicted model, not a curated record. Lineage: Eukaryota; Viridiplantae; Streptophyta; Magnoliopsida; Rosales; Rosaceae.
UCUUCAAUGCUCUCAUAUUUACUCAUAAACAGCAGAUUCAAAUUUCAAAGUCAAUACUUCAACUCUCUCUUUUAUAUUCUCCUUUUUGGGUCACUGUGGAAAGUACAUAUGUUGCUCCUGACUCCAAAACCUCUCUUCAAGUUUGCAUGGAUGAUCUGCCUUUGAUUUGAGAUUUUCUUCUUUGCUACUUCUCUAGCAAUGGCAAUGUGCUGUGAUCUCCAAGUCGAUGUCAAUGGUGAAGAAGUCUUCCUGGUGAACAAGAAAAUACUGGAAUCUUUCUCUAGUCGAUUCAGCAAAUUGUUUGGUAAACCGAUGGGUAUAACGAGCCUCAAAGUGAUAUUCCAUGACUUUCCUGGAGGUGCAGAGGGUUUUGAGCUUAUGACAAGGUUUUGUUACAGUAAUGGAAGAACUGAGAUAACUCCUUCCAACUUAGUCCUUGUGUACUGCAUUGCCGAUUUCAUGGAGAUGGAUGGUGAUAUACUCUUGCAAGCUCAAAGCACUCUCAAAGGUAUCAGCUCUUGGUCAUGGUCUGAGCUUCUAGUGGCUCUGAAGCAGUGCCAAGAUUUGCUUCCCCCCUCAAAUUCUUCAUUGAUAUUGCAUUUAGUCAUGGACUGCAUUAUAGGCAAGCUUUCUUGUCCAUCUGUUCCAACUCUCUAUGAUAAUACUUCCACGGAGAAUGUGAGUAGUUUCCAGUUUUCUGGUGGUACGAGCACCAUUUAUCACCUGAAAAGCAAUCGCUCUAUGAAAACAUGGUGGUUUGAAGACGUGAUGUUUUUAAAUACUACUUUGAUCAAAAUGGUUAUAAGAAGCCUGAUAUCCAAGGAGGUUGAACAGUCUACAGUUUUCAAGUUUCUCAUUCGUUAUCAUCAAUCAAAGUGUUCUGGUGCCAAAUCAGAAGAGAAGUACAAAAUCACAGAGGUUGUUAUUGGUUUACUUUCUCUGCUUGAUCGAAGCUCCCUUUCUUUCAGGGGAUUAUUCAACAUGUAUCAAGCAGCUUUGAACAUGAAAUUAGGCAAGAAGUGUAAAACCAAGUUGGAGAUUAUGAUAAGUUCACAGCUGGAUGAAGCAACAAUUGAUUAUUUACUUGUCCCAUCUCCUCGUGGGAAGAAGUAUGUUUAUGAUGUGAAUUUGAUUUUGAGGUUAGGUGAAUCAUAUCUUCUUCAAGAAGGGGAUAAUUUACCCCAGAUGAGUCACUCUACAAAGGUCGCCGAGUUGAUGGACUCAUAUCUUGCAGAAGUAGCUCCAGACUUUCAUUUGAAACCUUCAAAGUUUGCAGCAUUAGUUUUGUUGUUGCCAGCGUCUGUUCGAGAAUCUCAUGACAGACUUUAUGAAGCCAUUGCUGUAUAUUUUAAGUGCCACACUGGUCUAUAUGAACAAGAGAAGCUGACUAUCUGUUGUGCACUCAACUAUAAGAAGCUCUCAGCUGAAGCUUUAAAACAAGUCCCUUGCACAAAGUUCCCAUCGAGGAGAGCAGUUGAAGCUUUCAAGAAACAGCAAUCCAACCUCAGAAGCUUUCUCCAGGACUUCUACUACAUCGGAACCAAGGAUGAAAAAGAGGAAAUUGAUCCAGUCCUACUUGACGCAAAGGAUCUUGAUCUCCCUACAAAGGCAUUGGAAUUGAAAAGGGUUUUCGGGGCAGUGCAGAUACAAGUGAAAAAUGUAAUCAAAUCCAGAUUGCCCUUUCAGACAACCAAUAAUCGAUACUUGCCAAAUCUCUUUCCAUAA